Messenger RNA from Verticillium dahliae VdLs.17, 2889 nucleotides. RefSeq lists its product as uncharacterized. The transcript is spliced from 3 exons. The coding region runs from base 1 to 2889 and encodes 962 amino acids. The record is from RefSeq and is a predicted model, not a curated record. NCBI's taxonomy places the organism in Eukaryota, Fungi, Ascomycota, Sordariomycetes, Glomerellales, Plectosphaerellaceae.
AUGUGUAUCCUGCUCACCCGCUACUUUCGGUGCUGGCAAGCACCGGAACGAGAAGAAGAUGCGACAGAAAAGGCCCGCGAUGACGGAGAACCUGCGCCGAAGAGACGAGGUCAACACCCGAAAGCUGGCCACCGGUUUUGCCAUGUCGUCCGUUGCGCCAAUCCAUUCCCCCGGACCUGCCUCGUCAGCCCGGCCCUGUUCGAAGUCGACCAGCAUUUCAAGUACCCAUGCCCGGAGUGCUCCUGCACCUAUAUCGAGCCUGCAGGACGUCCAGCAGAGGUGGAGUGUUUCCGCCCGAACGAAGACAAAGGCGGGUACAAUAACAGAGGCAACGCCGUUACGCGCUGGCUCGAUGCCGCUGCUGAUGCCUACACGACCAAACUAUGCGAAUACCUGCUUGCCAUGUUCUCCAAGGGUAACGUGACGUACAAUUUUGCUGAUCUCGUCCAACGUUGGAAAGUCUGCAACGUUGAGUCGGCCUGCGUUUUUGAUCCGCAGCAUUUCGACACGGCUCGAAUUUGUGACUGUCAAGAGUCCAACACAGCGCCCGAGCUGAGGAACAUGAGCCACGCCAUCCGCUGCCGCUCGGCCCGUCGCGCCAUAGCCGAUGACGAGGUCCUCUUGGAGACAUAUGCACAGGUGGCACCACUACCAACAGCUGGCUCGACACGCAGAGCCCUCAAGCGCGACUAUCUGGACAAACACCCUCCUAUCCAAGCAGCCUUUCCAUUCAACGGGAUCCCCGUCUUGCCGAUUGCAGGCUGGAUCUGUGACGAACACGCAUGCUCCCCAGAAGAGCUCUUUGCACGCAUCGGCGAUGCUGUUCAGAGUUUUGAGAGCGAGGACAACUGGGAAACCAUUCACAAGGGCGAAGGAGGCUCGAGUACGUGCAGUCUUGCACAGCGGAUCGAGAUUCUCUCGACCGUGGCCGUUCUACUGUCCGAAGACAACGGGCUGCCGAGGCCACAGAUCCAGAAGAUCUUUCUGAACUUCUUGAACCUCUUGCGGCCUACGGACACUUUUUUGACCGGACCUCCUGUCACUGAGAGCUACGGGCCCGCUAUGCUGGCUCUGCUUCAACUAGGAACAUUCUUCGAUGGCCACCAGCUUGCAGGGAAUGCUCUGCUCGAUCCAGACCGCUUUCGAAAUCUCGUCCUCGCCCUGAAGCAGAAGCGGAGUCUUCGAUUUGCGGAUGAGGUUAUGUUCGACGAGGCAAUCCGAGGAACGAUAGCCGAAGUGGUUUCGAAGCAAGAACUCGAUGCCGACAACAGCAUUGUAUGCCUGCUUUGCAAAGACAAGCUCGUUGCCCUCGACCGGACAUUCCUCGACCAGAAAGCCGCCGAACAUUCAGAUAACUACAGGGAAGGCCGCAUUGCUAUUCGCGUCAAAUGUCAGGGUCGCCAUGUCUUUUGCAUCAAGUGUUGGUCGGGUUUUUGGAAGUCACAAACAGCCAAUGGCCUGCCCAAGGUGCAGUGCCACGAAUGUGACGAGGAGUUGCCUCUCAAGCGACGAGAACCGACUGUCCCGAUCGUAGAUGCAGACUAUUUUGACCCCGCCAACACGCUGGGUUCCGGAGAGCCUCGACUGAACUGGGCCUCACUGGCUGCGGUUCCGCGGCACCCGCAGGAUUGGGGCGUAUGGGAUCCGCUCCUCGGCGCAAACUACGAGCCACUGGCGGCUGCUCCUCCGCAGGGACUUUCAGAUUCGCAAGUAACAAACACUACGCGCGAUGGUUCACCGUUACCAUCGAGGAAAUCGCGGCUUCGCGCGGUUGAUGAGAUGAACUGGGUGGGCCGCGGCACGUGGCUGGACGAUGGCAGCUUCCGCACGACGGCCCAGCGUGUCGACAUCGGUGGUCGUCCGUUUGAGCAGCAGCUCGGCAGCAUUACUACCUUUGUUGGUGACAAUUCGGCGGCACGGCGAGGCACUGCCAGGCGUGCUGGGUGGACUGCGGCAGCGAUGGCUGCGACUCAGAGCGCACAGGCCAACACAGGAACACAAGUCAGAAAAGGGGUUCGCUAUCUGGGUCAUACACUUGCGCAAAGCCGGGCUGCCUAUCUGGAGAGGAAGAAGAACAGGUUGGCAGACUGUGACUACUCCGUCAGCCAAAGCGACGACAGCCAAAAUGACUCGGUCGCUGGUUCUUCUCCGCAUACGCAAGGCUCCGAAGCAUCCUUCUCAGGCAAAGCUGCUCUCGCAAAGGGCAGCUACGAUUUUGACAAAAAGUGGACCGUGACCAACGAGCAACUCUUCGGUCCGAGUGAGUUGUUUGCGAAAGAACAAAGUCCCUUCCGCGGGUCUCUGUCGUCGUUCAUCGUGUCAGACAGCGAAGAGGACGACAGCGAGGACUUUGACUACAGCUCCAUCGUGCGAAGAAUAGAAGCUCGUGGGAUCUACUCCGCGUACGUCAAUGACUUUAUGAGCCCCGGCCACGACGUGACGACUACCGACGGCGACGUGCCGGCCCCCGUCAACAACGUAACGGCCCCCGUCAACAACGUGCCGGCCCCCGUCAACAAUGCGGCGGCCCUCGACAACAACAUAACAGCCGCCGAAGACGGCAUGAGCCGCGUGCCGCGAACCUCUCAUUCCACGCUGCCGAAACCCAGCACCGCUUCUCCCCCUCCGGUCAUCAAUCUGAGUAGCGAGCACAGCGAUCCUGGCGACUCUGUGUACGGCUCGUAUCCUGGCUCUACUUGCCUCGAAGACUGUGAGUGCGGGAGUCCCCCUUUGUGCUCUUCAGACGACGAGGUCGAGCAAGACGUAGCUGGAUCGUCAAGGAGGCCUGCGAGGCCGUGGUGGCGGCGGACGUGGGCUGUUGUCUUGGUCGUAUGCGUCAUCUUGUUGGUGCCGGCUCCCGGGUCGGAGUACUGGAAGAUCCGUAGGUGA